Molecule: messenger RNA, 675 nt
Organism: Prorocentrum cordatum
Lineage: Eukaryota; Dinophyceae; Prorocentrales; Prorocentraceae
Source: the annotation of a GenBank genome assembly
AUGGACAAUUCCGCGAAUUUCAUCGAGAAUAUCAUCAGGGUGUUGGAGGAUGAAGUGCCAGAGUUCGUUUGGGACUACGUUGUACUUUCGGCCAGGGAUUACGGGGAUUUCAUCGCCUACGCGUUGCCCGUCACCCCCCGAGAGAGCCUGACCGCCGGCUUGCGGCGCAAUUUGGCCAACUACGAGGGGCGCAUCAUCUCGGGGCUCGUUCGGGGCACGUACGUCGAGUCUGAUAUCCUUUGUUUUUGUUUGGACAGGGGGUGUAACAAAGUGUACAAGAACCCCAUGAAUCUGAACAGUUGCAUGACUCUGACUAGGAGCAAUCGUUACAUAUUCAUAUUGAAGGCUGGGGACGCGCGGAAGGCGCAUAACCAUCGGGAGGUCUGUCGCUAUUUAAGCCCUGGGGAGAGACUCACCUUGCAGGGAUUCCCUCUGCAGAGCCUUCGCAGUUUUACAAGCGAUGCCCAAGUCGUCAGUGCGACUGGUAACGCAUACCCCGUGCCGCUCCUCACUGCAGUCUUGCAGCCAAUUUUACUGGCUGUGCGCACUAAGGUAGGGCAUGCACUUGCUUGCCGGCACUCCGUCGGGCUUCAUGCGCCAUCGGGCUCGGGCCAGGCAACGAUCCUUACGCGCUCUUCAUGCCCCUUUGUGGGUCAGCGGAUCUCGGGCCGUUGA